Cannabis sativa is the source of this 874-nucleotide messenger RNA. Its product is annotated as ferredoxin-thioredoxin reductase catalytic chain, chloroplastic. The transcript has 6 exons. The record is from RefSeq and is a predicted model, not a curated record. NCBI's taxonomy places the organism in Eukaryota, Viridiplantae, Streptophyta, Magnoliopsida, Rosales, Cannabaceae. Gene Ontology annotation, molecular function: oxidoreductase activity, acting on iron-sulfur proteins as donors. The coding region runs from base 220 to 657 and encodes 145 amino acids.
CUUUUGUGAUAGGGGUGUCACCUUAAGAGUUCCUCAUAUAAUAAUAAUAUUUUCAGACAUAAAAUUUAUAAAAAUAUAGAUAUUUACGAAAACAUAAGGAAAAUUUACAUCCACACGUUGUAUAGAAAUUACUUUGGUGCUCUUACUCUUCUGUGCUACAAUUCCAUUUCCAAUACAAAUAUAGUUUCAGUUGUUGCACUUAAAGCUAAAUCCAUAGCCAUGACUCUCCAAGCUUCUUCAUGCUUCACCGUUGCCAUUCCCUCCUUCGCUCUCCCUACCUCUCGCUGUCGUCGUGGCUGUGUAAUUCGAGCCAAAGUGGAACCAUCAGAGAAGUCUGUUGAGCUAAUGAGGAAGUUCUCAGAGCAAUAUGCUCGGAGGUCUGGGACAUACUUCUGUGUUGAUAAGGGGGUCACUUCUGUGGUUAUCAAGGGAUUGGCAGAUCAUAAAGAUCAAUUGGGUGCACCUCUUUGUCCUUGUCGGCAUUAUGAUGACAAAGCUGCUGAGGUGGGACAAGGUUUCUGGAACUGUCCUUGUGUUCCUAUGAGAGAGAGGAAGGAAUGCCAUUGCAUGCUCUUUCUUACUUCCGACAAUGACUUUGCCGGGCAGGAACAGGCCAUCACUUUGGAAGAGAUCAAAGAAUCAACAGCUAAUAUGUAACUGACAAAUGUUUUAAUUGUCACUGUCAUGAUCUGUAUGUAUGAAUGUAUAUCUCAUAAAAACCAAUCUAAAAACGAAUGAAUUUUCAUUACUCUGCCUCUGAUGUAGUCCAUAUUUGACUCCUGCUCUUCGUUCUACUACACUUGAAACACACUCAUACAGGAGGUUCAAUAAUACAAUUGAAAUGAAAGGAAGGUAUGAGUUUUAUUCUUUGAAA